This is a messenger RNA of Dipodomys spectabilis (banner-tailed kangaroo rat), 1008 nucleotides long. It is a transcript of the gene Adprhl1, whose product is annotated as ADP-ribosylhydrolase like 1. The transcript is spliced from 6 exons. The record is from RefSeq and is a predicted model, not a curated record. Lineage: Eukaryota; Metazoa; Chordata; Mammalia; Rodentia; Heteromyidae. Bases 18 to 836 code for a protein of 272 amino acids.
ACGACCUAUAUCGGGAGAUGGUGAAGCGCUACGUGGAGACGGUGGAGAAGCUUCCAGAAUAUCGGCCAGACCCAGCUACUGUGGAGGGCUGUUCUCAGCUGAAGCCAGAUAACUACCUCCUGGCCUGGCACACACCCUUUAGUGAAAAGGGCUCAGGAUUUGGAGCUGCCACUAAAGCAAUGUGCAUUGGCAUGAGGUACUGGAAGCCAGAGCGGCUGGAGACCCUCAUCGAAGUCAGCAUCGAGUGUGGCAGAAUGACCCACAACCAUCCCACAGGGUUCCUUGGGUCCCUGUGCACGGCUCUGUUUGCCUCUUAUGCCAUACAAGGAAAACCACUUGUGCAAUGGGGGAGAGACAUGCUACGGGCAGUCCCACUGGCCGAGGAGUACUGUAAGAAGACCAUCCGGCACAUGGCAGAGUACCAGGAGCAUUGGUUUUACUUUGAAGCUAAAUGGCAGUUUUAUUUGGAGGAGAGAAAAAUCAGUGACGACAUGGAAGGCAAAGCCACCUUUCCUGACAACUAUGAUGCAGAGGAGAGAGAGAAGACCUAUAAGAAAUGGAGCUCAGAAGGCCGAGGCGGACGACGAGGCCAUGAUGCCCCCAUGAUAGCCUAUGACGCCCUCCUUGCAGCUGGGAGCAGCUGGGCUGAGCUGUGCAACAGGGCCAUGUUCCACAGAGGUGAGAGUGGGGCCACAGGCAUGAUCGCCGGCUGCCUGUUUGGCCUGCUGCAUGGCCUGGAUGCCGUCCCCCAGGGCCUGUACCAGAACCUGGAGCACAAGGGCAGACUGGAGGACUUGGGCUCAGCCCUCCACCGCUUGUCCACGGAGGAGAAGUAAAGCAUUUCUACCAUUCCCCUUCCAGAAGGCAGCUGUAGUUUCCACAUGCAAGCUUGUAGCCUCUGUAGGGGAGGGUGUCCAGUCAGACAAUUAAAUGUUAACCACUCCCUCCCCAACUUCAGAAUCCAAUUUUCUCUAUAAAAUACUUUGUUUGUCCUAUGAGAGUACCUUC